Molecule: messenger RNA, 994 nt
Organism: Melanaphis sacchari
Lineage: Eukaryota; Metazoa; Arthropoda; Insecta; Hemiptera; Aphididae
Product: receptor expression-enhancing protein 4-like
Exons: 6
Coding region: 207-923 (238 amino acids)
Source: RefSeq, a predicted model, not a curated record
ACGUUACAAUAAGUAGGUAUUAAGUACAAGAGUACAAUAUGUUAUGCUGUAUAAUGUAUUAAUCUAAUGUUGUGCCGUUGUGCGGUCUCUUGAUUGCGAAUGACUGAUUUCUAUUUUAUAUUUCUAACAGCAAGAUCAGUGAUCAGAUUGUGAAUUUAAUAACAUAAUAUUUAUUGUUAACUACUAUUUUUCUGUUCGUCAAAAAAAUGUUACCGGAUUUUUUAUGUAGACCACUUAUUAUGUUAUUUGGCAUAUUGUAUCCAGGAUAUAUGUCAUUCAAAGUGCUCAAAACAAAGCGAUCAACAAAUUAUGGUAUAUGGCUAAUGUAUUGGAUAACAUUUUCGAUGUUCACUUCAGUAGAGACCAUAACAGAUAUAUUUAUUGGUCCUUGGUUUCCAUUUUAUAAUGAGCUGAAGCUUUUGUUUCUUUACAUGACUUAUCCAACUUCAGACAGCUCUUUAACUUAUGUGUACAAAAAUAUUAUAAAUCCGUUUAUAAAACGACACGAAAAGGCUAUUGAUGCUCAAAUAAGCAGUUUGAGGAGUGGUGGCUUACAAACAUUCAUGGUAACAGGCAAAAUAUGUACUAACUUUUUCUUGAGCCAGGCUAUAAAAGUUUUCCAACUUUAUGGGAUACAAGCGGUUCAGUUACAAAAUAUUAGUAUGAAUAUGAAUACAGCAUUGAUUGAGAAUAGUGAACCAGACGGAGAUGUUAAUUGGGAAGAAGUCAUUAAUGAUUCUGAAGAUGAAGAUGACACUUCUUUCAAGAUGACUAGUUCUUCAGAAUCUUUAGCUUCUUUAGUACAAGAAGAGCCUCCUGAAUAUUCCUUCUCUGACAUGUAUGGUAAUAUACAGACAAAAGACAACAAAAAAACAUAUGAUCCACCAUCAUCUAACACACGAAGAAGAAGAAAAGCACUUUGAAAAUAAACUCAAAUGAAUUUAUAUAUUUAUCUCAUAAAAAAAAAACUGUAUACAUUUUUUCUAAGUUGUAU